AACCUGUUCCUCGCACAGCAGCCAGUUAACCCUUCCGGGGUGUCUGUCCGGGUGUGAGGCGCGUUGCUAUGCAGGGGGUGUAACAGCAGCGGCGGCGGCAGAGCAGGGAACAGUUGAGAGGCCAUGUGGCGAUGAACAGCUGAGGCAGCUUUUGGCUCGCCAGGAAUGCGAUAGAUGACCUGACAGCAGGACUUUUAUGGAAACUCAGCCUGUGAGCAACUCCAGUCUGAUGAGAGCAACAGUAGCAGCAGCGGCAGUACACACAGGGAGAACAGGCUCAGCUGCACAGACAUCCACUCACACAGCCGGGGAUAAGGGGGGCCACUCAGCCGGGAUUACUGAGCCACUCGAUACCGGACAGGACUCUGCCAGCGCAGAGCGAGGUCAAGUACUAAAGAAAUAAAUAUUUACAGCACAAAGAAAGGGAAGGGAUAAUAAUCAUGAAUGACGUGGCUCAAAAGACAGAGAUUCUGCUUUCCACAUCUAAGCCUAUCCAAAAAACCUACGUACCUAAACUUGGCAAGGGGGAUGUAAAGAAUAAAUUUGAAGCCAUGAAUAAAGCAAGGGAGGAGAGGAGUCAGAGAAGAUCCACAGAAGAAAGACAACGAAGAAAGGAGCAAUAUACCAGGGAGAAGAUUUGGAGCAAAAGAAAGCAAGAGAUGAAAGAACUGCUUGCUUCUGAUGAUGAAGAGGAAAAUAAGCCAAUACAAAUAGAAAAGGGUUAUGUCCCAAAACUAACAGGAACAGUAAAAGGAAAAUUUGCUGAAAUGGAAAAACAGAGACAUGAAGAAGAAAGAAAAAGACGGGAGGAGGAAAGGAAAAGGAGACUGGAGCAGGAUCAGAAGGAAAGACGUAAGAUAGAACGUGAGCUGGCAAAGAAAGCAGAAGAGAUUGAUGACAUAAACUUUACUGGAAGUGACUCGGACAUGGAGGAAGGUGUUGAGGAAGUAGCUGUACCAGACAUAACAAAUAAGUCAAAAAUAUCACCAGGGAAAAUAAAUGUCAAUUUUGAAGAUCUAGAAAAGAAAAGGGAAGAAGAAGAAAAGAAAAACCGCGAAGAAGACAAAAAAAGACGAUAUGAAGAGCAUAGAAGGUCAUUCAGGGAAGCUAAGAGGCGUCCCUCAACUAUGGAUGACUCUGAAACUCAAGAUAAGAAAACCAAAGAGCACAUAACACCUGGCAAGCUAAAAUUAACUUUUGAAGAGCUGGAAAAGCAAAGACAAGAGCAGCAGAAAAAGCAAGCCGAAGAAGAAUCACGCCUCCGUUUAGAAGAAGAAAGGCGUCAAUUUGAAAAAGCAAAACAACAUAUGGUUAAUGAGGAGGAAUGUGAUAAUGAAAUGAGAGCUCAUAGAGAAGAAACCCGUCCAGGAAAAUUAAAAUUGAGCUUUGAAGAACUGGAAAAGCAGAGGAGGGAUGAGGAAAAAAGAAAAGCGGAGGAAGAGGCAAGAAGGAAGAUAGAAGAAGAAAAAAGGGAAUUUGCUGAAGCAAGAAGGAAUAUGGCUAUGCAGGAUGAUGAAGAAGAGUCAUUAGCGGAAACAACAAAAGAAAACUUUCAACCUGGAAAACUGAAACUAAGUUUUGAAGAACUGGAAAAGCAGCGCCGAGAUGCUGAGCACAGAAGAGCUGAGGAAGACGCCAGGAAGCGUUUGGAGGAGGAAAAGAAACAGUUUGCAGAGGCUAGAAAAAACAUGGAGCCUGACGAGGAAAACAUCAAUCUGUGUAAAACAUUUUCUCAAGAGUCUAUAGCUCCAGGUAAACUGGAAAUUAAUUUUGAGGAGCUUCUUAAGUAUAAAAUAGAUGAAGAGAAAAGACUAAAGGAGGAAGAACGCAAACAAAAACUGGAAGAAGAAAAACAAAUAUUUGCACAAUUAAGAGAAGAAAUAGGGAAGGAUGAAGUAAAUGAAAGUUCUGGGGCUUUAAGUAAGGAAUAUGAGGAACUAAUAAAGCUGAAAAGGACUGGUUCUAUCCAGGCUAAAAACCUGAAAAGCAAAUUCGAAAAGAUAGGAAAAUUAACCGAUGAAGAAAUACAAAGGAAGAUUGAUGAGGAAAGGUCUAAGAGAAAAGCCAUGGACCAGGAGCUGAAAGAGAGAGAAGCAGAGCAUUUUCAUGAGGAUGAAGAUGUUGAUGUCAGACCAACUAUCAAGAGUCGUGCACCAUUUUCCCACAAAGUUAACAUGAAGGCUAGAUUUGAACAAAUGGCAAGAGCCAGAGAGGAAGAAGAGCUAAGGAGAAUUGAAGAACAAAAACGUCAGCGGAUGCAGUUUGAACAGAAAGAGAUUGAUGCAGCCUUACAAAAGACAAAAGAAGAAGAGGAGGAGGAAGUAAGUGCCAAUGGAUCACAAAAUGAAGAUGAAGAGCUUGCUCGGUCUGGGGCACCCUGGUUUAAGAAACCACUUAAAAAUAUGUCAGUUGUUGAUGGAGAACCAGUAAGGUUUACUGUUAAGGUCACUGGUGAGCCAAAAGCCACAGUUACAUGGUGGUUUGAAGGUGAAAUGCUACAGGACUGUGAAGACUAUCAAUAUAUUGAAAGAGGAGAAACCUACUGUCUUUAUCUUCCUGAGACAUUUCCAGAGGAUGAUGGGGAAUACAUGUGUAAAGCAGUAAACAGCAGAGGGACAGCAGCUAGCAGCUGUAUUCUCAGCGUUGAAACUGAUGACUAUUAAUCUCCUGCUUUACUGGAGUCUCCUUUUUUGACUCAUUGCAUCCAUCUUUUCUUCAUUGGGGGCCAAGUAACACAAGAACACUUGCUACAUUAAUGUGCCAUUCCUGAAAGACACAAGGGCGAGGCUUUGAAUGCAUGUUUGACAGGUGGAAGUGCUGAACAGAAUGACGAAUUUAAGUAGCUUUGUAUUAAAGUUAUUUCACAACAGAACUAUUUUAUAAAUAUUGUUCCGAAAUGAGGAAACUGAAAAUACGACUUAAUUUAUCUUUUCUGAAGUUGAAUUUGAUGCAUUUUCAAGCAACAGCUGUUAUCUUAGAGAACUUUUCCAAUAAACUUUUGUUGUAUCUUAAAUUUUUGUAUUUCAUACAGGGGAAGGGGAAAACAAAAAAAAGAUGUAAUUUAAAUAUUACAAAUAAAGUCACAGACACAAACAAACAGAGCUUACACCAGAAUUCACAGUUCAAUAGUUUAUUUUCAAACAUCCAAUAAGUAAAAACACAGAGAAUACAAUUGCAAAGAUACUUGGAACUCUGGAAUCAAUAGAGAAUUUGCAAUAAAAGUGUGUGUAUAUAUAUUUUAA
This is a messenger RNA of Xenopus laevis (African clawed frog), 3242 nucleotides long. RefSeq names its product nexilin F-actin binding protein S homeolog (gene nexn.S). The coding region runs from base 441 to 2663 and encodes 740 amino acids. Gene Ontology annotation, cellular component: cytoplasm. Lineage: Eukaryota; Metazoa; Chordata; Amphibia; Anura; Pipidae. The transcript has 15 exons. Gene Ontology annotation, biological process: mitochondrial fusion. The record is from RefSeq and is a predicted model, not a curated record.